CUGCAGUUCACUCAGCCCACCGUGCUUUACAGAGGAGGACCGGUUCAGCCUAGAAGCUCUCCGGAUGAUCCAUAAGCAAAUGGAUGAUGACAAAGACGGUGGUAUUGAAGUAGAUGAAAGUGAUGAGUUUCUAAGGGAAGAUAUGCAAUACAAGGACGCCUCUAAUAAACAUAGUCACCUGCACAGAGAAGACAAACAUAUCACCAUUGAGGAUCUGUGGAAACGCUGGAAAACAUCUGAAGUUCAUAACUGGACUCAGGAGGACACUCUUCAGUGGCUGUCAGAAUUUGUUGAACUGCCCCAAUAUGAAAAGAAUUUUAGAGACAGCAAUGUCAAUGGAACAACACUUCCCAGGAUAGCAGUAAAUGAACAUGCUUUCAUGAUCUCUCACUUGAAAAUAAUUGAUCGGAGCCAUAGACAGAAGCUUCAGCUUAAAGCGUUGGAUGUUGUUUUAUUUGGACCUCUCACACGUCCCCCUCACAACUGGAUGAAGGAUUUUAUAUUAACAGUUUCUAUAGUUAUUGGUUUUGGAGGCUGCUGGUUUGCAUAUACACAGAACCGAACCUCAAGAGAACAUAUCACAAAAAUGAUGAAAGACUUAGAAAGCCUCCAAACAGCAGAGCAAAGUCUUCUUGACCUUCAGGAAAGACUUGAGAAGGCACAAGAAGAGAAUAGAAAUGUUGCUGUGGAAAAGCAAAAUCUGGAGCGCAAAAUGAUGGAUGAGAUCAAUGAUGCAAAACGGGAAGCACAUCGCCUAAGGGAAUUGAGGGAGGGAGCUGAAUGUGAGCUCAGCAGGCUCAAAUAUGCAGAGGAGGAGCUAGUACAGGUUCGCAUGGCUUUAAAAAAGGCUGAGAAGGAGUUUGAGCUGAGAAGUAAUUGGUCUGUUCCUGAAGCUUUGCAGAAGUGGCUUCAGUUAACACAUGAAGUUGAAGUACAAUAUUACAAUAUCAAAAGACAGCAUGCAGAAAUGCAAUUAGCAAUUGCCAAAGAUGAGGCAGAAAAGAUAAAAAAGAAGAGAAGCACUGUAUUUGGAACACUACAUGUUGCACACAGCUCCUCCCUGGAUGAAGUGGACCAUAAAAUCCUUGAAGCAAAGAAAGCACUUUCUGAGUUGACGACAUGUUUGCGAGAGCGUCUUUAUCGAUGGCAACAGAUUGAGAAGAUUUGUGGUUUUCAAAUAGCACACAAUUCUGGGCUACCAAGCUUGACCUCCUCUCUCUACUCUGAUCACAGCUGGGUAGUUAUGCCUCGAGUUUCCAUUCCUCCUUACCCAAUUGCAGGGGGAGUUGAUGACUUAGAUGAAGAUACUCCUCCAAUAGUUUCACAGUUUCAUGGGUCCAUUGUAAAACCUCCCAGCACACUGGCAAGAAGCAGUAGCUUGUGUCGAUCAAGACGCAAUGUUGUGCCAUCAUCUCCACAGUCUCAGCAUGCUUUGCACUCCCCUGACCCUGACAUCCUUUCUGUGUCGAGCUGCCCAGCUCUUUAUCGAACUGAAGAGGAGGAGGAAGCCAUUUACUUCUCUGCUGAUAAACAAUGGGAAGUACAGGAAACAGGUUCGGAAUGUGACUCCUUAAAUUCAUCCACUGGAAGGAAGCAGUCUCCUCCAGCAAGUCUUGAGAUGUACCAGACGCCUUCUCCUCAGAAAGUAUCCCCAGAAGAAUUCUCACUGGAGGAAUCAUCUACAGGAGACUCCUCUUCUCUAACUGCAGAUAUUUCUAGGGGCUCUCCUGACUGUGUAGGCAUGGCAGAAACUAAGAGCAUGAUCUUUAGUCCUGCAAGCAAAGUUUAUAAUGGAAUCCUGGAGAAGUCCUGCAGCAUGAACCAGCUUUCAACUGGGAUGCCAGUCCCAAAGCCUCGGCACACCUCGUGUUCUUCAGCCAGCAGUGACAGUAAACCCUGCCAUGAAGCUGCUUCUGUCCCUAGGAUAAGUAGCAUCCCACAGGACCUGUACCAAAAUGGUGAAAAAAACAAAAAGCCAUCAAAAAUAAAAAGCCUCUUUAAGAAGAAGUGUAAGUGAGGUGGACAGAAGAAAUCUAUAGUAAUGUUAUAAGAACUCUAUUUUUUAAAUAUUUAGGAAUGUAAUUCCAUUUGAGCAUUCCAGACUGGAUGCCCUAAUGGAAUGCUCGGUAGGUCAACUAUAUUUAACUGACUGUACUAUCAAAAGUCAUGCCAGCUGUCAAUGAGAAAGCAUUAAAAAGUUCAGACAGUUUACAUUCAUUUCUGCCUAUUUAUUUCUUCUCUUUUUUUUU
This is a messenger RNA of Balearica regulorum gibbericeps (East African grey crowned-crane), 2249 nucleotides long. Lineage: Eukaryota; Metazoa; Chordata; Aves; Gruiformes; Gruidae. The record is from RefSeq and is a predicted model, not a curated record.